CGGAGCUUUAGACCACCCCUGAGUCCCUGCAGGCCUGCAGGAGCUGCCCCUAUUAUGUACCUCAUACGUGGGUAAGUAGGUAGGUACCUAUGUACCGUACAGUUUCCGAUGAUCUACCGACUCCGUGCGCUUCAUCGAAAAAUCCUCAGCGUCACUUAUACUGUCUAGCCUGAGGUCCUCAUCAGCAUGGCAUUGAUUCCCGCCGCGAGCUUGGAACUGCUCACGACGGCUGGCCGGAGCGUUUCCCCUGGGGCGGCGCUCCUGAGAUCAUCUCGCAUGUUCUCAAUGCCAGCCCCAAUACCUGCUCCUCCUGGUGACCUUUCUUCGGCAACUAAACACUACUCUCCGACUUCCACGAUCCACUUCCCGACGCAUCUUACUGUGACGACGACUGCCUCCUCUCGAAUCAAUGGCGAUUGGGGCUUUAAGCGACCAUUUCCUCUAAAGACUACGACGAAUACCACCUAUCCCCUCGCGCGGGUAAGGCAGGUCGAUUCUGUCGAGCAAGUCACAGAUUUCCAGUCUGCAUCAGACCAUACGAUGACUCUACGGAAGUACCAAGAAAUGAACUUACCAAUUAGCGUACCAAUCUCAAACAGCAUGGAUAAUACGGCUGUUAGACAUACGAAGUCGGUCUUUGAGGAGGAUGCCGAUCUGACCGCUUUAGACGAUGAGCAGAAAGCGGAACUAGCGAACAAAAGGUGGAAGUUCUCAGGGCCAUGGCUUGCCGGUAUGACAGAUGGCGACUUUAAGAAAUUUCUUGAUAAGAAGGUGCGGAAGAAGCGUGUAGAAUUCCGUGCCUUUUUAAAGAAGAUCUACGCGGUCGAGUUGUCGAAAGAACAGGCGCAGAAGGCUGGCGACGCUGGGGAGGAGAUACCACCACCACUCACCGCUGACGAAAUUACGGAUGAAGAAUUGACAGAAUAUAUGAGGGAACUGAGGCAAGACCGCAUGGUCCUGUACAACCUCGUCAGUCGGUUCCUCGAUCUUGCUCCAGUAGAUUUGGCUACCGAACUCGAAAUGCUUGGUAGAUUGAUGCCAGGAAGAAAGACAAAACUGGUUCGUGGGAGUCCGUACGGGGCAACCGGACCCCCUAUUACACACCCUUCCGCUGGUAUUUCUUAUCUGCGCACCCGGAAUUUCCAGGAGAACCAUGCGAUCUACGGACCUCAGCUACAUCACACCCCUAUCAAAGCGAGAGUCUUGAAACCCACGAACUUCGCCACGGGCAGUUUCGGACCGAGCAUCGGUAUCGCUGGAUUCGUCGGCCACGCGCCGGCCGAGGAUACAUCAUUCAACUCAUCGAAGCAGGGGAACGUAUCUUUGAUCAGCGCAGCCAUACACAAGCUAAAUCUCGAUAAAGACGGUGGAUCGAAGGUCUACGUGCAGCCCAGCAUGGCCACGGUCGAUUCCACCGGAAGGAUCUACGUCAACAUAGGAGAUGCGAACGAGCAGAGCCAGCUGGUGCAGAAAGAGAUGGUGGGAGAGGGCAGCGUAUUCGACGAGGUUGUGAAGAAGGGUGCGACUCCGCAAGUGCCCCGUAAUCCUAGAGACACUGGUAGAUUUAGCGUGCGGCUGGGAAGCAAGACAUCUGGCAGUGCGAAAAGUUACGGCCUCGGCCAAACUUUUAGGGGUGAUAAGCACUACGAGUAGAUUCACGAGGGUUCCAGUCCCUGAAGUGGGAUGAAGUAACGGAGGCAUCAUGUAGCUGUGUGGUAUUUGAUGUAAGCUCGGUGCUUUGUAUGAUUUCUGUACAUAUCAGAUAGGAGAUAUUCUCUAUGAGCUCUAUGAGGCAAUAGAGGAGCCCUAGUAAAUCAACACUCAAGCUCAA
Messenger RNA from Daldinia decipiens, 1831 nucleotides. RefSeq names its product mitochondrial ribosomal protein MRP51. Lineage: Eukaryota; Fungi; Ascomycota; Sordariomycetes; Xylariales; Hypoxylaceae. The transcript is spliced from 2 exons. Bases 187 to 1653 code for a protein of 488 amino acids. Gene Ontology annotation, molecular function: structural constituent of ribosome. Gene Ontology annotation, cellular component: mitochondrial small ribosomal subunit. Gene Ontology annotation, biological process: mitochondrial translational initiation. The record is from RefSeq and is a predicted model, not a curated record.